Messenger RNA from Homalodisca vitripennis (glassy-winged sharpshooter), 447 nucleotides. RefSeq lists its product as uncharacterized. Bases 1 to 447 code for a protein of 148 amino acids. The record is from RefSeq and is a predicted model, not a curated record. NCBI's taxonomy places the organism in Eukaryota, Metazoa, Arthropoda, Insecta, Hemiptera, Cicadellidae. The transcript has a single exon.
AUGGACACAGAUAAAGGCCACUCCUAUGAAGUGGUCAAAAAGUUAACGAAGGACCACAUUGGCAAAGGCCACAUACUUUUUCUUGACAACUUUUACAAUAGCGUCGAGUUAGCGGAGUAUCUCAUGAAUAACAAGACCAACAUGAGUGGUACUUUGAGGUCAACUAGAGCUGGUAAUCCGGAGGUUGUGGUUCAAACAAAGUUGAGAAAAUGGGAGUGUAUCAGUAGCCAGAAGGGAAAUGUUACAGUUAUGAAGUGGCGUGACAAAAGAAAUGUGUUAACUAUUUCAACAUCGAAUGGCUCUGAGAUGGAGUUGGUAACAAACAAAAGAGGGGAACAAACAAUGAAGCCUAGCAUGGUUGUCCGUUACAAUAAAGGCAUGAGUGGGAUCGAUCGCAGUGACCAAAUGGUCUCGUAUUAUUCCACUCACAGAAAGUCUCUGCGAUGA